Messenger RNA from Ramularia collo-cygni, 957 nucleotides. Its product is annotated as related to C2H2 conidiation transcription factor FlbC. The coding region runs from base 1 to 957 and encodes 318 amino acids. Gene Ontology annotation, biological process: regulation of transcription by RNA polymerase II. Gene Ontology annotation, molecular function: DNA-binding transcription factor activity, RNA polymerase II-specific; RNA polymerase II cis-regulatory region sequence-specific DNA binding. The transcript has 4 exons. The record is from RefSeq and is a predicted model, not a curated record. NCBI's taxonomy places the organism in Eukaryota, Fungi, Ascomycota, Dothideomycetes, Mycosphaerellales, Mycosphaerellaceae.
AUGGCCGUCGACAACCKACAGCAACCCCAGUUCAGCCCUAUCGGCUACGAGCAGAUGAGAUACUCCAACGCACCGCAGUUUACGAAUCCUUGGGUGUCUGGAGCUUCCAACCAGAGUCAGGCGUAUGCCACCUCGAUGCCUCAUGGCACCGACUCUCGCUACGUCCAGACACCCAACGUUUCUGCUGCGUACGCUGGUGGCCAAGUCUCCGCUCCCGCCAUGGCAUCAGAUGCCAUGAGUGCUCCCAGACCGUACGGUGCUUCCUACUCAUCCGCAGCACCACCUGCAGCGACAUAUGCUCCCACGUCUGCCCCACAGUACGCGUCUGCAUAUGGAUACCAAGGAGACAGGCGCUCUUCGCACCCAAUGAACUCGGCCUCGGAAGCAGAGCGCCAAAGUUUCAGUGAUGCACUCGAUGCCAGUCGGGGCAUGGUUGCAAUGAGCCAGUCAGACAUUACCCCACGCAACAUCUACGGUGCCUCCAGCGCAGGCAGACCUACGACAGACGCCUACGGCUUUCCAAAUGGUCAUUCCUCCCACUCUUCGAUCUCGUCGGCCAGCACCUACCCGACCUAUUACAACAGCUCCGUCAGCGACGCCUCCGUGGGUGAUUACAGUUCCGCCAACGAAGAAAUGACAAACUCGCGGACACUUCCCAGACCCCACGGCCUUCCCAAUGGAAGCAUGCCACCAGCACCACAGUCCAUGAUGAACCAGUUCAGUUCCAAGGUUUCAUCCAGCUCGCAAAAGAAGCACAAGUGUAAAAUCUGCGACAAGCGGUUCACCCGCCCGAGUUCAUUGCAAACUCACAUGUACAGUCACACCGGAGAGAAGCCAUUUGCAUGUGAUGUCGAUGGCUGUGGCCGCCACUUCUCUGUCGUCUCCAACCUCAGGAGACAUCGUAAAGUCCACAAAGGCGAGGGCACCGAUCCCACAUCCCCCGAAGAGGACGAAUGA